CACGCGACGGUUACGAUACACUCAUGCAACACAGAAACAGUCAUUCGGAUCAUAAUGUAGUUUCGUUAAACUGUUGUGUCUUUAUUUAGACAUUCAUGGAUCCUACAGUAUGACGAAACUCCACUUGCGUCCUAUGUUUUUAUCAAGCAGAACAGGUUUGCACGAACGCUAUGAGAUCAAGCGGCGCAGCUGUUUUCACAAGACAGAAGCCAUUUCCUCCGGAUCCCCCUUUGUCCAGGAGCCACUACAGUCCAUCUAGAUCCAAAAACAUCCCAAAGCAACAAAAAAGACUGGCCUUGAGUCCUGUCCGGUUUACUGAGCCACCCAGUCCUUCAGAUCCUCCCACUCAGGCGUCACCUUUGAGGACCGAGGACCAGGUCUGCCAUGAAAGGUCACGUAUUGUCCUGCUCUGCCCUCCUACUACUGAACGCCAGCUGAGCUACUCCGAGUCUUGGCCUUCUACUGACCUGAGUUGCUCUACAGACAACACUAACACUUCUGCCUGCUCUGAAGCUCAGAUGCAAGCCAUGAGAAGCACGACAAUUGAGGCAAAGGAACCCUCAGUUCUUGCAAAGUACAUUGAACGCUUCCGCUUCGGAAAGCCACAGAGUCGAGAAGAAAGACGCCUUCAGGCAACUGAGGGAGAAGAUGACCAGCCGUUUUGGUGGAUGCCCACAUCCCCUCCAUCCAGUUCAACACCAACACAACCAUCAGAGAAAUAUAUCAGAGAACCACUUGAUCUCAUGAACGAUGAGCCCGCCAGCACCCAGAGAACCAUCUCAAAGCCACUGCACGAUGAAACCACGCUGUCUCCAGCUAGACUCAUGCUUGACCUUAGCAUGCUGACAUUAUCUGAAUCAUCCCACUGUGAUCAAGAAGAACCAGAGAUACUGCAGCUACAGGAGCGGGCCAGCCGUUUACUGCAGAGGAGUGAGCAUUCACUCAGCAGUGGCUCCGUGCCUUUCAGUUCUGGAGGUCUGGGCUGCUCUGAUUUCUCUUCCCCCGUAAGCACUGAUGAGCCGGUCCGAAGACCAGUCGUGUCCACCUUAAUGGGCUCAACCAACAUGGUUCUAGAGCCCGGUAUGUGCGAGGGAACGUCUUUUCCUCCUCUUGCGGUUGGUUCUGAGGGGUCAGGUGUCCAUCGUGAAGAUGACAUCCUGUUUCAGUGGCGACUAAGAAGGAAGAUGGAACAGGCCAGACAAUGGUGUCAGGAGGCCCCUUCCCACAAUUCUGUUCUCCAUAUACCUCUAUCACACAGUGUCGGACCAAACCAGAAGGCACACUAUAGCACUUUAAACCGCACACCUCAUCAGAGAACAAACCUCUCAUUCACACCGUUCACCCUCGCUAGCCUCGAUCCUCCAGUCCCUGAGUCUCCUCUCCCUAUGUCAAGCCCCAGCAUCUCCAGACUCCGGCCCGAUGUCACCCACGAGCAACCAGACCCCGAUAUCCAACCCAAACCCCUUCCCCAGCAGAGACUGUCCUCCAGGAAAGCUGUCACAAAGAAUCUGGAAACCCCUUGUGCCCAACCACAACAUCGCAAGCCAAUCAGAACACAAGUCAGCAUCCCAGAGACCACAGCAGAUCACCGCAGAACACAGAGGUCCUCUUCUCCAUCUCCACAGACUUCUGAUAGCACAGAGGAGCGGUGGCCAGCCCCUCAUCGUAAGAAAGACACAACAGGCAAAGAAAAGACUGAAAAUGAGAGACAGGAGAAGAAGAUUGCACCUUUACGCCAAAAGAAAAAAUCUGAACGACAUGGUGGCGAGCGAGGGAGCAGUGCAAUGAGGGUCAGGUAUGCCAGGGGUCAUGAAGAGGUCAGUCGCAAACCUGAGGAGUUGAGUGGAAACAGUAGGUGGCAGGAAGAGGGUCAAAGGUCGACACGAGGAGGACGGUCUGGAAAUCAAGCACCACCACCCUCACCUAUACACAAUGCUCUGGGACAGGUUGUCUCUGAGGUGCUUUUUGCUGGUACAGACUCACCAAGCCAGUGCAAGACUCCAAGUUCUUCAGAUUCCCCAGUAUAUACCCCACAUUCACCCCCACAAUCCCCUGUGGCCUCUUGUUCCGGUGUGCAGCAACCCUUGGAGGUCAUAGGUCAGCUCAUGCAGGAUGCAGAAGACUCAGAUGGGCAGGAGUUUGAAGACGAUCCUUUGUUACAAGUCCUCAGACAGCAGAGGAAAUGGGUGAAGGAACAACUUUGUGAGGUUGAUAAGAUGCUCCAGCAGCUAUGAAGCACCUGUUAUGAUGCGAUACAUUUCACAUUAUAAUGUUUAUUUUUGCUACUAUUUAUUU
Molecule: messenger RNA, 2295 nt
Organism: Sinocyclocheilus rhinocerous
Lineage: Eukaryota; Metazoa; Chordata; Actinopteri; Cypriniformes; Cyprinidae
Product: proline and serine-rich protein 3-like
Exons: 13
Coding region: 171-2234 (687 amino acids)
Source: RefSeq, a predicted model, not a curated record